This is a messenger RNA of Carya illinoinensis, 2086 nucleotides long. RefSeq lists its product as uncharacterized. The transcript is spliced from 6 exons. The record is from RefSeq and is a predicted model, not a curated record. Bases 555 to 2075 code for a protein of 506 amino acids. Gene Ontology annotation, cellular component: NuA4 histone acetyltransferase complex. Gene Ontology annotation, molecular function: protein binding. Lineage: Eukaryota; Viridiplantae; Streptophyta; Magnoliopsida; Fagales; Juglandaceae.
AUGUUGUGGGAAUAAAGCAGACGCAGAAAGCUUUAUAGAGAGAGAGAGAGAGGCAUAGAAAAUUAGCAAACCGGAGAACAGAACACAACAAACCACCUCUGUUUUUCUCUGUCCUUCUAUCUUCAUAGUUCAAACUCUCCUUUUAAAGCAGAAUAGAAUCCGUCAAACCCCUUUGUCUCCCCGCUUUCUAUUUUUAUAAGAUGAAAGCUAAAAGAGAUUAGAAAUGAGUUUUUAUUUUUAAAUAUCAAUCCCUUGUUACGACCAUCUCUCAACAAUUUAAUUUUAAUAAAUAAAACCAUCGAAACCAUCAUCUUCCUCCUCUUCCACAAACCGCCAUCCCCUCCCAUCCCUAAAUCCGACUUUUUCCGAUACCCAAAAGGCAAACUAUUGUAGGGUUUUUUUUUUUUUUUUUUUUUUUGGGGGUAUCAUAAGCUUAUGAUCAAGGGCAGCGUUCGCUAAAGUGAGCCGGGUGCGGAGAGAAAGGAGGAGAAGAAAAGAGACGGUGGUCGGGGGCGAUUGAAUUUGAUUAGUGGCCGUAGACGUGGAGGGUGGUGAUGAUGACGGGGACGGAUGUGGUAGGGAGGUGGGGUACAUGGGAGGAGCUCCUUCUCGGCGGUGCAGUUCUCCGGCACGGGACCCGAGACUGGGACGUCGUCUCCGCGGAGCUCCGAACCCGACUCGUUUGUUCAUAUCCUUUCUUCACCCCAGAGGUAUGUAAGUCCAAAUUUGAGGACUUGCAACAGCGUUAUUAUGGAUGCACGGCCUGGUUUGAUGAGCUACGGAAGAAGCGCAUGGCUGAGUUGAGGCGAGCUCUAGAGCUAUCUGAAGGCUCAAUUGGGUCCCUGGAAUCAAAACUCGAGUCUCUCAAGGCAGAGAAAGGAGAUGACUGCCAUGCUGGCUAUCACUCCAGCCAGACAGAAUCACUUGUUCCUUUCCAAGAGAGAGUUGAAUCUUCUGGUAAAGAGAUGUCCAAGGAUGGACUAUCUGCAGGUAGUUUCACAGAGGAAAUCCAAUUAAAUUGGUCAGCUGAAUGUCGGAUUCCUGUAGUAGUGUCAGCUGAAGAGAUGGAGACUAAGCCAGAAACUUCACAGCCUUCUGAGCGGGAGAAAAUAUCAAGCACUGAGAAGCUGACAGAGACAUUAUAUGGGGGACGAGGAGGAAGUUUAAGAAAGAGGAGGGGGAAAAGAAAGAGAAAGGAUUGCAGUAGAGAUGUCAAAGAAGGUAGUGUUGGAGAGAGUGACUUUUUGGGUUCAGUGGAUGUUUUAACCUCCUUAUGGUGUAAAGAAAAAGCAACUUGCAACCGUGGUGAGGUUGCUGAAUCUUCUGGUGCUGGUGAUUUUAACAAAAGUUUGAGCAAGGAUGGAAAUGAUGAUCUGGUGGGUAUUUAUAAUUCUCUUUUGGAGGAUAAAAAUGCCUGUGUAUUCCUUCGACGACUUGAUAGCCAGAAGAGAGGAAGAUACAAGAAAAUGAUCCGGCAGCACACAGAUUUUAACACAAUAAAAUCAAGAAUUGCUAGCCACUGCAUCACAUCUGCUUCAGAACUCUUCCGAGACCUACUGCUGCUCAGUAACAACUCAUUGGUGUUUUACUCCAAGAACACUAGGGAAUAUAAAUCAGCUCUACUCCUCAGAGACAUCAUCACCCAAAAAUUGCAGCAGCAUUUCAAGUAUUCUCACCGCACGGCUACCCCUCCCAAUCUCUCAGUGAAAACCCUGACGCCUACCCGUCCUGUCAAACCACGAAGUGUUCGCCCUGGUAAUUGCAAGGCAUCGGGAAAAGUAGCUGAUGCAGGGAAUGCUGUUACAAGGACCUCAAAUGAAGGUAAAAAACCAAGUAAUGAUGAUUCUACCGAAGUAGAAUCCUUGGCUGUGACAAAUAAACGCUUUGGUCGGCCAAGAAAAGGGGGACGAGGAAGUGGAAAUCAACGACCUGUUGUUCCCAUGAAGGGAAGGAAGAGGAUUCGAAUGAGGACCUUUUGGUGUACAAAAGUUUACUUCUUCCUAUUAAGAUCUCUGUUGAUAAAACACUGCAAGAAUGCAUCUUAUACUCACACCACUUCCAAAAAAGAAUCAUAGUUUUUUAACUA